GGCCUUUUGUCGAUAGUCGCAAUCCGCCAUGUCUGAAAAAUCUAACGACACCACAUCUGUCGUAAAUACGUCUACAUUGGACGGUUUUGAUACUGAUAAUGAGGGAGAUGAAGAUAUCCACUUCUGUAAAAAAUGUCGUAUCAUGUUUACAAGCCUGGAGGAAUACCUUCAGCACAAAGUCAAACACGACAACUUCAAGGUUACAUUUUCACGCUCUGGUCACGAUAGGCGAAUGAUUGUCCCAAAACUGAUUCAGAAACAAACAGGUAUCUCUGUGGAGAAUGAAGACAAUCGGACUGGAACGGAAGGGUCGGAGAAAGAAAACACUGGUACAAGAAAAAAGAAAAGAGGUCGGAAGAGAAAGACGAAGGAUUCUGUGAAAGAGGUUAACCAGGAAUUAGUAAUAACAGACAAGCCAGCAUACUACUGUCCUAAAUGUGACAUCAAAUUUAACAGAGAGGCAACUUUAAGGAGACAUGUAGAGUAUGUGCACGACUCCACUGGAGACUACACGACCAAUGUGGGAGAGGAAGAAGGGGAGGGGGAAGAAGUUGAAGCUAAUAUAGGACGUGUGGUCAAACGGGACGAACCAGGGGAGGAUAACUGUGAGGAUCCAGACUACAAACAAGUGAAAUCCAGCACAAUAGCAACAGAUGUUGAACGGCGAUUUGAAUGUCACAUCUGUCAGAAUAGAUUCAAAGAGAUAAAUAUUUUGAAAAGCCAUCUUCUGACUCACAGCAACAAGAGGGAUUUUCCCUGUGGUAUAGAGGGCUGUGUUUUUGCCUUUAAAACAAAAGGCUCCCUGAAACGCCAUAUGAGGAGGCAUACAGGAGAACGACCAUUUUCUUGUUCAGCUUGUGAAAGAUCUUUCACAGAAUCAGGUGCUUUAACACGACAUAUGAAAUCAAGGAUCCCUUGUACCAGUAAGAGUGAUCAAGAUCUGCCCCGGUAUGGGAAGCGGUGGUCGUUUGUGUCCUCGCAGACAUCAUCAGAGGAGGUUAUCACCACAGUGGACGGGAGGGAAGCAUGUGAGCUGGAGGAGGGCGAGAUACUGCCGACAGAGGUUGUUGAUAUGGAUGUGGGAACAAGCGAAAUAAUGGUACAUGAACAGGACGCAUCUUGUUUUGAAGUGAUUCACCUUGCUGACAAGGAUAUGUCCGUUUUAGAGACACAGGAAAAUGUCACAUCAACUCAAUGUAAGGUUUGUAAGGUGGACUUCUCAAGUGUGAGUGCCCUACGAAUACACCUGAGGACACAUUUGGCAGACAUGUCUUUCCGCUGUGGUAUGUGUCACUACGUAGCAGAGAAACGUGAACAGCUGGCCAGUCACAUGUUGUCUAUGCACCAAAGCCAGGUCAAGGGCACAGAACAAGCGGACGCUGUGAUUCCCAUCACCAGUUGGACAGAAGACAGUCUGGACAAAGAGAAACAGUCACUAAAUGCAAAGGCAGCUAUCCAGCAGAUGUUACAACUGCCGACAGAUAACAGCUUGUUUGGUGCUGGUGAUGCGACCCCUGACAUUGUCAGGACUGUGUACAGGUGCCCAGUCUGUAACAAAACAUUCAGAGCCAACAGCAACCUCAGACUCCACAUGAAGUCUCACACAGGUGACCGCCCCCACAAGUGUUCGCACUGUGACAAGUGUUUUGUGACCAAGGACACACUGUGUAAACAUCUGAGUGUGCACAGUGAGGAGAGGCAAUACAAGUGUGGAGAAUGUGGCAAGCUCUUCAAACGCAUCUCCCAUGUACGAGAGCACCUUAAAAUCCACAGCUCAGACCGACCCUUCCCUUGUGCUAUGUGUGAAAAGUCCUUUAAGACAGGAAAUGCCAUGAAAGUACACAUGAGGACACAUACAGAUGUCAUGCCAUAUGUGUGUCCAUAUUGUCACAGACACUUCAGAGAGAAGGGCUCUCUAAACCGUCAUGUUCGUAUGCACACCGGAGAAAAACCAUAUGUAUGUAAACACUGUGGAAAGUCAUUCUCAGAGCACGGCACACUCAACAGACAUCUCAGGGCUAAAGUGCCAUGUUCACACCAGAUAAACCUUGAUGACACGGAGGGGCCUAAGGGGCCCUACCCCACCGUGCUGGCAGAGUUCUCCUCUGUGGCAGACACACAGCAGUACAUCACCACACAGGACGAGGGAGACAACGAGCAACAGCAGCAGGUGGAGAGUCAGACAGAAUAUGUUGUACUACAGACAGAUUUGAGGGAUGAAAACCUGCACAAUGUGGAAAUAAUCACAGAAGGUGAAGUGGACACUACCAUGCUGGAGGGUAUGCAGGUAACUGACGACUACAUCGUCGUCACCGAUAGCGACCAGGGCAUGAAAAUACUCGACUCCAAAACAGGGGAGACAAUUGCUAUGAUGCCACUGUCAUCACUUGCUGACGGGGACAAUCAGCUCAUUACUAUGACAGCUGAAAAUGAAAUUGAGGCUGUUGCUAUGGCCCCUGGUUCAACAUUAGACUUGUCUGAUUCUAUAGUGGAACAGGCCAUGAUGGUAGCAAAUGUUGAGGAGCAGGUUGAAACCACGGAAUCUCCAAUACAGAGUAUUGUGGAUGGUACAAUUUCAGGUAUCGUCACCGAACAAAUGAUUAUAACAUCUGAGGCAGCUACAAACAUCACAGAGAGUGUGACAGAGUAGUGUGCUGGUUACUGAACACAGGAUGGAUUUCAGAAUUAUUUGGUGACAUGUUCGUUUUUGCAAUCAGGUGGAUCUGUGCAUUCAGUAUGGGUACAAAUAUUCAUUAAGUAACAUCACAGCUCGAAGUUCAGCAUUACAUGAAUUUGAUUUUUUUCUCUACAAAGCAAGACCUGUUUACAUUGAUAAAUAACAGCGAUUCUUGCCACAGUCUGCUUUAUGAUUUUCAAUGCAUAAUGAUGACAUAAUUUAUUCUUUCCAAUCAAUUGUCAGGAAUAUUCAGGGAUUAUACAAAGGUUUUUUACCUCUAACAAAGACAGGCUUCAAAUGCUACUAUUUGACAGAAAAUUUGAAAUUUUAAGGUGAGGAUCCGGAGUUCUGUGACAUAUACAUAUAUAAUGUACUGUGUGCAUAUGUUGUUAUUUCUGUACAGAUGGUGGUCAGCCCUGUGCAACAGCAAUCACCACAAAUCUGUUGUCUCUUUAUCAAGCCACUGAUUUAGUGGACAGUUUCGACUAUUUUUUAAUGAAUAAUUGUCCACAUUAAUCAAGUUGUUUCACAAAACACCACUUCUGCUUAAAAAAGAGAGGUGGCUGGAUUUUCAAGACUCUACUGUAAAUCCUUUAAGAAUUUGUGUGCAUGCCGAUUUGGGAACCUAUCCAUGUUUAUGUUUAGUAAAAAUAAACAUUAUGCAAUAUAUCUCAUAUAAAACUAUUUCUUUUUCAAUAUUAUUGUAAAGAAUCUUAUGUCAAAAUUUGUGCAAUACACAUCAUAGCCUCAUUCUGGAUUUCACAAUCAUCCUCUGUUUAUAUCACAAUCAGGUGUUUUAUACCACACUGUAGUAAUAGGUCGAAAUGUCAUAUGAAAGGAUUUUUGUCAGCUAAGAUUGGAUUUUGAUUGGUGGAGAGGUGUCCAACGGCAUGACAAAAUACGAAGAUAGAGAUGUAUAUGAAUUAAAUAUUUUAUGUAAAUAUGUGUUUUAAAUAACUGUAUUUACAUUUCAGUAUUGUUAUAACAUUUUCAGAAAUUUAAAAAAAAAAAUAGUCAGGGCACUGGGCCCCCACCCUUCAAAAAAUAAAAGAAUUGAUGGAUAAAAAAAUAGCCUUAUGGUAACUGAUCCUUUUUUCAAAAACUUGAUGGCAUCUGUACAGAAUUAAGGUACACUUAACCCUCAAUAUAAUGCCCUGUGUCUCACUUAACUCACCGUUGUCGACGUCAUACCAUUAGUCUAUGUCUACUUUUGACGAAUCUUCUGAAACUUUGCCACUUUGUUUACCACACACAUGAUGUCAUUUUAUGUCAUCGUUUUCUUUUAAAAGAAGCCAACCAUCCCUUACUCGAUGGGACCAUUCCACCAUCAAUUGUCUUCUUUUUGUCUUAAUCAUGCAUUGACAAAUCAGUGCAAUUUCUCAUUAUGUAUCCGUCAGUAACUUAUUUCAUAGGUUCCUAUCUGGGGAUUAUUAUAGGUUUACUAUAUUGGAAAAUUCAGCCAACAAAUACUCGGUACCCUGUGGCCCUUGCAUACUGGUAUGUCAAACACCUAUUCUUGUUGAAGGUAGGAUUUUACCGAAUCUGUGCUGUUGUCAUUUAUUUGUUUACUUUUUAUGUAAAUAUCAUUUUUUCAAAUUUUUAUGUCGUUGAUUAUUAAAAUUGUGUAUGAAAGGA
Molecule: messenger RNA, 4312 nt
Organism: Mizuhopecten yessoensis (Yesso scallop)
Lineage: Eukaryota; Metazoa; Mollusca; Bivalvia; Pectinida; Pectinidae
Product: transcription factor E4F1-like
Exons: 14
Coding region: 29-2650 (873 amino acids)
Biological process (GO): regulation of transcription by RNA polymerase II
Cellular component (GO): nucleus; chromosome
Molecular function (GO): RNA polymerase II cis-regulatory region sequence-specific DNA binding; chromatin insulator sequence binding; DNA-binding transcription activator activity, RNA polymerase II-specific
Source: RefSeq, a predicted model, not a curated record